Molecule: messenger RNA, 1881 nt
Organism: Sporothrix brasiliensis 5110
Lineage: Eukaryota; Fungi; Ascomycota; Sordariomycetes; Ophiostomatales; Ophiostomataceae
Product: tyrosyl-DNA phosphodiesterase
Exons: 1
Coding region: 1-1881 (626 amino acids)
Biological process (GO): single strand break repair; double-strand break repair
Cellular component (GO): nucleus
Molecular function (GO): single-stranded DNA binding; 3'-tyrosyl-DNA phosphodiesterase activity; double-stranded DNA binding
Source: RefSeq, a predicted model, not a curated record
AUGUCGACGCCGGUCAGCCCUCCACGGAAGAGGCGGCGAGGUCAAGGAGAAUUGGGCGAGCGAGUGCUUGUCAGUGCGGCAACAGAGGCAGCAUUCAAUGAACGCAAUGAGCAGACCACCAAACCAUCUCGGCCUACGCUCAAAAGUCCAUUUCGCCUUACGGCCAUCCACGACUUGCCGGCAUCAGCCAACAUCGACACAGUUACGGUGCGUGACAUCUUCGGCGACCCACGCGUUAUUGAAUGCUGGGAGUUCAACUUUCUGCACGACCUAGACUUUCUGAUGAGUUCGUUCGACGACGGCGCACGACAACGAGGUUUAAAUGUGCAUGUGGUUCACGGCUUCUGGAAACGCGAAGAUUCUCGUCGUGAGCAGCUUGAGACAGCGGCGCGGCAAUAUUCAAAAGACAGCAGCCAAAACGGCGGCACUAUUACGCUACACACGGCGUUCAUGCCAGAGCCGUUCGGAACACAUCAUACAAAGAUGGCGGUGCUCCUCCGCAACGAUGACACGGCCCAAAUCAUCAUUCACACAGCCAAUUUGAUCCCCCAUGACUGGUGUAACAUGACACAGGCGGUGUGGCGUUCUCCUUUGCUUCCGCUUUUGACAAGCGGAAAGACGGAAGUCAAAUAUAAGGAAGAGAGCGGCGUUGGGCUCAGGUUCAAGUAUGACUUCCUAAAUUACCUUCGUUCCUACAAUCAGAGACGAUCAGUAUGCAGUCCCCUUGUAGAGGCGCUGCAAAAAUAUGAUUUUUCGGCCGUCCGUGCUGUACUCAUCGGAAGCGUGCCCGGGCGACACCAUAUACCUUCCCCUGAAGAAGAUGAGUUGGAAGAAAAAGAUAGACAAAACCUGACGGUAGGAGACGAAGGCCGCAUUGCCCACACGCGAUGGGGUUGGCUGGCUAUGAAGCAAGCACUGAAAAAUGCCCCCUUGGGGUCACCUCAAGCAACGCCAGGCCAGUCCUCACCAGAUGAGAUUGUGAUACAAGUGUCAUCCAUUGCCACUCUCGGUGGCACUGACGUCUGGCUGCAAAAGACUUUUUUUCCAGCAUUGUCGAGCGGGAAAGCGACCAGCAAGUCCACACCGAAAUCUUCACGACAAGCCAUCGGAUUCGGCUCUUUACGACAACCCCAAGAGCGGCCACCACCAAAGCCAAUAUUUCGUGUCAUGUUUCCAACUGCCGACGAGAUCAGGAGGUCCCUCGAGGGCUACGUUUCGGGAUCUUCGAUCCACGCCAAAAUUCAGUCACCACAACAACAAAGACAGCUUGCAUACAUGCGCCCCAUGAUGUGCCAUUGGGCAAACGAUUCGGAGGACGGCGAGGCAAUCACAUCUGAAACAGGCGACAGCAAAAGAGGCGCUGGUGAUGCUAAACGUCGGCGAGCAGCACCACAUGUGAAGACCUAUGUGCGCUAUAGCAAUUGCCACGACGGCUGUUAUAUUGACUGGGCCUUGUUGACAUCUGCCAAUCUCUCGAAGCAGGCCUGGGGCGAGGCUCGCUCGGCAGCGGGUGAGAUACGUAUCGCAUCGUACGAGCUCGGCGUGCUUGUAUGGCCCGAACUCUUAACGGAGGUUCCCGGCGCAACGAUGCAACCGGUGUUUGGGCGUGAUGACUUCAAGCUUGAUGCGCCAACGACUGAGGAGCAAAUAGGCCACGCAGUGCAAAAGGAUUCCUCGUCGUUACCGGUAUCAGUCACCGAUAGAAGCAGCAGCAUUGGCAACGGCGCAGUGGAUGCUGAUGGCUUGCCAGUGGUGCCGCUACGCAUCCCGUACAGCUUGCCACUUCAACGAUAUGGCGCAAACGAAAUUCCAUGGGUCACCAGUCUACCGCACAGCGAGCCGGAUUGGAGGGGUAUGACUUCUGUCCGCUGGGAGGACUGA